Cercopithifilaria johnstoni is the source of this 441-nucleotide messenger RNA. Lineage: Eukaryota; Metazoa; Nematoda; Chromadorea; Rhabditida; Onchocercidae. The record is from the annotation of a GenBank genome assembly.
AUGAGCGGUAAUAUUACCACGGAGCGGAAAAUGGAAAUUAUGCAGCUAGAAAUGAAUAGCUUUGUGUUGCGGUUGGAACCACGAAUGCGUGCUCGAUUCAGUGAUUCACUUCGAAAGGUGCUAGUCGAAAGUUUAUUGGAUGGGACUGUGUUUGCGAUUGUCGAAUCGCUCAGUGAUUUGCAGCGCAUGAAUGAAACACAGCUUUACAAUGACCGCCAGCAGCGACUGAUGGAAUUGCAGUGUGUUCCUGAUUUGGAUGAACAAAUGAAGCAAAUUGAUAUCAGUAUUGUCACUGAGCUCGAUAAGAUAGUAGCCCAACAGCAAGAUACGUUGUACCGUGCCGGUGUUCCAGCAUUUCACAUUACUACUAGUCCUCGAGAAAUUGAGUUGCAGAUGGCAAUUAUCAGUUUCAUUCUAACAGUUCGUGCUAGACUUCCAUGA